UUUGGAAGAAUCAACUAUCCGUUCCUAUAAGGAAACAGGAAGGCCACCCAGAUUAUCUUUUGCGCGAACAUCCGAUGAGGAACAAGGAGCAGGUUCUAAACAGAAAAACAAGAAUUUGACGCAGUCACCUAAACCGAGCACCUGA
Funneliformis mosseae is the source of this 145-nucleotide messenger RNA. Lineage: Eukaryota; Fungi; Glomeromycota; Glomeromycetes; Glomerales; Glomeraceae. The record is from the annotation of a GenBank genome assembly.